Trichoderma atroviride IMI 206040 is the source of this 4758-nucleotide messenger RNA. NCBI's taxonomy places the organism in Eukaryota, Fungi, Ascomycota, Sordariomycetes, Hypocreales, Hypocreaceae. The record is from RefSeq and is a predicted model, not a curated record.
AUGGUUCUCUACACACAGAUACGAGCUCUGACAGAGAAGACGCUCAAAAUCAUCAUCACUCGCCACUUCGUGUCAACCUUCUACAGCGCCCUGGUCCUCCCCAUCGUCCUCUCUGUCUACUUGGGCAUCGGGCAGAAGUUCACUCAGCCCAACGACAACGCCCUCUCCAAGUCAGCCGGCGGCCGAGACACGGUUGUCUUUGUCAACAGCGGUCACACCAGUGGCAAUAUCGAGCAUGUCAUCGGUUCUGUUUCUGGAAUUGUCGAGGGUGCUGGUAAACAUGCAAUCACCAUAAAGGACGAGUCCGACUUGGGAUAUAAUUGUCUGAGUACUAUUCGUGGCACGUCAAACUGCUUCGGUGCUGUGGUAUUCUAUACUUCUUCAGAUGAAGGCCAUGGUGGCUUCUGGAACUACACCUUACGUGCUGAUGGCGGUUUGGGAAACAGCUUCCAGACUGAUAAAGACGAUAAUGAUGCCCAGAUAUAUGCACUACCUCUCCAGAGGGCUGUUGAUUCCGCCAUUGCGGGCCUAGAAUCGGGAUCUUCUUUUCCUAAAAUGACGCAGCAGUAUCCCUAUACCGAACUGACUGAAGAUGAACGCCAAGCUGAGGUUCGACGAAAGUAUCAGAGCUCUUUCAUCCACUAUUUGAGUGUUGCUUUCAUCAUGGGUCUAAUUGGUGUUUGCUAUCACAUGCCUGGUUUCAUUGCCACCGAGAGAGAAAAGGGCAUAUCCCAGCUCAUCGACGCCAUGAUGCCUACCAGCAAAGGUUGGCAUCGCCAGUUUGCCAGAUUAAUCUCUCACCACAACGCCUUUACCAUAACAUAUAUGCCAGGCUGGAUUGUCGCAUCAAUCGUCACCAGAGUCACCAUCUGGACAAACACAAGCUUUGGCAUCAUGAUUAUCUUCUUCAUCAUCAGCGGCGUCGCCAUUACUUCAAUGUCACUGCUUGGUGCAUCUUUCUUUAAAAAGGCCCAGCUAUCUGGUGUAGUGACUGCUGUCAUCUGGAUCGUGCUGGGAAUAGUUGCUCAAGUAAUUCCGCAUCCCAAUACUGGAACAGUGGCCGUUUUGAGCUUGCUCUUUACGCCGUGCAAUUUUGUCUAUUUCGUCAUCUAUAUUGCUCGAUUCGAGCAAGACGGAAAAGCUACAAAUUUGAUACACGCACCUCCGAGUGCCACCUCUAGUCUUCCUGGCAUCGUCCACUGGAUCUUCUUCUUCAUCCAGAUGGCUGUGUAUCCUUUCAUUGCAGCCUUUAUUGAGCAGAAUCUGCACGGCGUAUCAACAGGAACUCGAUCUUCAUCAUCUCUCAAGGACCCGACGAGUGGCGUCGUAGAAACUGUUCGCAUAGACAACAUGACAAAGAUUUACAAACCAAGCCUUGUUCGAAAAUUAUUCUCUUUCGUCUCACCACCAAGACCCGAGGUGGUUGCAGUCAAUAACUUGACGUUAACAGCCAAGAGGGGUGAGAUCUUAGCGCUCCUAGGUGCUAACGGUAGUGGUAAAAGCACCACACUUGACGCCAUCGCUGGCAUCAGUGAUUUUACCAGCGGUGAUAUCUCUGUUGAUACAUCUGGCGGCCUUGGCUUUGCUCCGCAGCAGAAUGUUCUGUGGGAUGAACUUACUGUGGAAGAGCAUAUCCGACUCUUCAGUCGUAUCAAACACCCACGCAGGAAAACUCCGGAAACCGAGAUUGCAGCCUUGAUUGAUGCCAUUGGGCUCCGCUCAAAAGCAAAAGCUUGGUCAAAAACCUUGUCUGGGGGUCAAAAGCGGAAGCUUCAGCUCGGAAUGAUGUUGAUUGGUGGCAGUUCUGUCUGCUGUGUGGAUGAAGUCUCGUCCGGUAUUGAUCCCCUAUCGCGGAGAAAAAUCUGGGACAUUCUCUUGAAAGAACGAGGCUCGCGAACAAUCAUCAUGACUACGCAUUUCCUUGAUGAAGCAGAUCUGCUCGCUGACAAUAUCGCUAUUUUAUCCAAGGGCACUCUUAGAGCUGAAGGCUCUUCUGCGCAGCUCAAGGAUACUUUUGGUUCUGGUUACCGCAUCCAUUUGUUAGACCCAAGGAGCCUAGACGCUGUGCCUGACUUUGAAGGUGUCACAAAAAAGAUUGCCACAAACAACGUUACCUAUGUGGCAUCGUCUUCUGAUCAGGCUGCCAAGGUAAUUCGAGCUCUGGAAACUGCCGGAAUCCCUUAUAGGUCAUCUGGUCCAACCAUUGAAGAUGUGUUCUUGCAUUUGGCUGAAGAAGCUCAUGGCGACAAUCUACAACGAAAACCCGACAUGGUACACGAAAAGGUCACAAAACUAACAAGUGAAGUUCCCACUGUCGGCGAUAGUUUACCAUUGCUGUCAGGAAGACAGAUUGGCAUGGUUCAGCAGACUGGUGUACUUAUUCGAAAGCGAUUCACAGUCUUCAAAACGAAUUGGCUUCCUUAUGCGGCGGCCUUUUUGGUUCCCAUUAUCGCCGCUGCAGUUAUCCAAAUUCUGAUCCGUAACAAUAACGCAGUGGGCUGCUCGCCCGCACAGCGGAGUAGCAAUUCAUCAAAUGAUGACUACUUCAAGCUCCUGGAUACUGCCCAUCUUGUGGGUGGUCCGUCAUCUCAAUUUGGUGGAUCCUCAAUGGAAGACUUAUUCAAGCCCAUUCUACCUAAGCCGAGCGCAACGAAGAGAGACUCUUCAACCAUUUCUCUCGGCAACGUCACCGUUGAUCUAGUAAACUCGCUUUCCUCCCUUGAAGAUUUUGUCCAAGACAAUCGAAGGACAGUUACGCCUGCAGGCCUAUGGCUCGGCGAUUCAACUUCAUCACCAACAUUGGCUUUCAAAGCAGACAACUUUUCCAUGUACUCUGCAGUCAUCGGCCAAAACUUCUUGAAUACGAUACUAGCCAACACCACCAUUGUAACGGAGUACAAAGAAUUCGAUUAUCCAGUUGCACCUUCAACCGGCAGAGGACUACAGCUAAUUGUCUAUUUCUCUGUUGCCUGUUCAAUCUUCCCUGGCCUAUUCGGCUUAUAUCCAAACACAGAAAGGCUCAGGAACAUUCGCAGCUUGCAGUACUCGAGCGGUGUUCGUACUCUGCCUGUUUGGGCCGCGCACUUGCUAUUUGACUUUGGCAUCAUAUUGCUGCCCAUGAUCUUUGCUGCCAUGAUAUUUGUCGUGUCUUCAAAUUCAUGGUACCACGGAGGCUAUCUAUUCCCCAUUUUCAUCUUUUACGGCCUUACGACAAUCAUCAUCUCCUAUUUCCUUGGUCUCAUUGCCGCGAGUCCCAUGGCUACGUAUGCCUUGACCUCUGUCGUUCAAGGUCUGGGUUUUGCCAUCUACCUGAUUGCCUAUCUAUUCAUCCUCACGUACUCUCCCGCUGCCAACACUAAUCGAGAUGUGCUCAUAGCCCACUGGGUAAUUGCUGCAAUCUUCCCCACUGGAUCGCUGAUUCGCACAUUAAUGGUCGGUCAGAACAUCUUUUCAACAACCUGUGAUAACGACCAGCUUCAAGCAAAUCCUGCAGCCCUUGUCGCCUAUGGAGGUCCUCUUCUGUAUCUUAUCUUACAAUCUGUAUUCUGGUUUUCAAUAGUCGUCUGGGUUGAGAGCGGUGCUGGUCGAUACACCCCCGAGAAAGCAAAAGCCUCCCCCGAGAUUGACGACCCAGAAAUCGCUGAAGAGCUCCUCCGAGUAGAUGGCACAGAAGGUCAAUCCGAUGGUCUUCGCAUCGCCCACCUAACAAAAGCAUUCGGAAAGAAUACGGCCGUCGACAACGUCUCCUUUGGCAUCGAACACGGCCAAGUCUUUGCCCUUCUCGGUCCCAACGGUGCCGGCAAAUCCACCACAAUCUCUCUCAUACGAGGCGACAUCGCACCAAGCCGCAAUGGAGGCGACGUCUUCAUCGAAAACGUCUCCAUCACCAAACGCCGCGCCGCCGCCCGAGCAAACCUAGGCGUGUGUCCCCAGUUCGACGCCAUCGACAACAUGACUGUGAGCGAGCACCUCUGCCACUACUCCCGUCUCCGUGGCAUCUCCAACGUGGACCACCAAGUCCCAGCCGUCAUCCGUGCCGUCGGGCUAGAAUCCUACGCAGACGUCAUGGCACACACCCUCUCAGGGGGCAACAAGCGCAAACUCUCGCUCGGCAUCGCCCUCACCGGAAAUCCUCCCGUGAUUCUCCUCGACGAGCCAUCUUCCGGCCUCGACGCAGCAGCUAAACGCAUCAUGUGGCGCACUCUCGAGGCCAUCGUGCCAGGGCGCUCCAUCCUCCUCACGACGCACAGCAUGGAAGAAGCCGACGCUCUCGCCAACCGCGCAGGCAUCAUGGCCCGCCGCAUGCUCGCCCUCGGAUCGACAGAGAAGCUUCGCCACCGCUUCGGCGACACAUUACAUGUACAUCUCGUCAGCAAGACUGCGCCGCACUCUUCUACAGCAGAGAUGGAGGCUCUUCGUGUUUGGGUACUGAAUAACUUUUCCGGAGCGACAGUCGAACAGGAGACGUACCACGGACAGAUGCGCUUCUCGAUGCCUUCUUCUGCGGUGCCAAUGCUAGUCGGAAGUUCGAAUAGCACUGAGAGCGCAAGGGGCAGACUCCUGAUUAUGUUGGAAGAGCAGAAAGAUUAUCUAGGUGUUGCGCAUUAUAGCGUCAGCCCUACGACGUUGAAUGAAGUGUUUUUGAACAUUGUUGGGAAUCAUGACGUCCAGGAAGAAGGGUAUAACAGAGCUGAAGAGAGGACUGAGACUCAGGGGAAGAGGCCUUGGUGGACGUCAAAGGCCUUGUGGGGAUUCUAG